Dermacentor silvarum is the source of this 2697-nucleotide messenger RNA. Its product is annotated as thioredoxin domain-containing protein 9-like. NCBI's taxonomy places the organism in Eukaryota, Metazoa, Arthropoda, Arachnida, Ixodida, Ixodidae. The record is from RefSeq and is a predicted model, not a curated record. Gene Ontology annotation, biological process: microtubule cytoskeleton organization. Gene Ontology annotation, cellular component: cytoplasm. The transcript has 4 exons. The coding region runs from base 128 to 790 and encodes 220 amino acids.
CCGUAGACGAGUUUACUGACCGCCGCUGUGAAUUCGAGGUCCGUCAUCGCGAAGUACGUGCGCAGUUAAGUGUAAGCUUCUGAACUGAAUUUAAUUGAUUGUGCUUGAUUUGCGUUACUGUUUCAAGAUGGCUGUCAACAUCCAGGCGGCCGUGGCCAGGAAUGUCUUGGAGGUAUCCAAAGUGAUUGAAGAGCAAAUAGAUGCGGAGAUUGAGAAACUCGACAAAAUGGCCGAUGAGGACCUUGAAGGUCUGCGCCAGAAGCGCCUGGACGCCAUGAAGAAGUACGAGAAGAAGAAGCGUGAGUGGCUCGAGAAGGGCCACGGCGAGUACACAGAGCUGACAUCUGAGCCCGAGUUCUUUGAGGCAUGCAAGGGCAGCGAGGACGUGGUGGUCCACUUCUUUCGCGAAAGCACCUUCCGGUGCAAGAUUGUCGACAAGCACCUGGCCAUCCUUGCUAAGAAACACGUCGAGACACGGUUCUGCAAAAUCAGUGUUGACAGGGCUCCAUUCCUGUGUGAACGCAUGAAGAUUCGGGUGCUCCCCACUAUUGUGCUUUUCAAGGACUUCAAGUCAAAGGACUUCAUUGUUGGCUUUGAUGACCUUGGCGGUGUCGACGACUUCAGCACCGAGAUGCUGGAGUGGCGCAUCGCCCGUGCCCGCGUCAUCAGAUAUUCUGGGGACCUGAGCAUUCCCCCAACAGAGGCCACAAAGGAACGCAGGCCAAUGCUUACUGUCGAGCGGAAGACUAUCCGCGGAACGGCCGGAGACAACAGUGAUGAUGAUGACUGACGCAUUCACAAUGGUCCUUGACAUAUGAAAGAAAACGUGGGCUGGGCUCAUGGUAUUGUAUGUCAGGCUUUCUUGUGCAUUACAUUAUUUAUGUAAAUUUCACAAGAGCAAGGGUUGCCUGAGGGGCAACAGCAGUUUCAAGCAUUUUUUUAAUCUAGUUUGUAUUUAUAAUUUCUGCUCGGAUGAGCCCUUCGUCUCACGUAGUCAACUGUUAUUAACUCGGGAACUUUCUCAGAAGCACCGUGUCUUGCUAAUUGCAAUUUACAUUGAAGCGUGUUCGGGAUACCGUAUCGCACUGCAGAAUAGUGACGCGUUAGCCAUUUCUCAUAUAGACCGAAGUCAUGACGAUGUGUGGGAAUUUGACCUCGCUUUGUAUUUUUGUAGCAGAACAUAUGCAUCAUGGUUGAUGUUAAUCUUCAUGAUCGCAAACUUCACUGCACCAUGCUACUCACAUGCAUCCUUACAAUGAGUCAGUUUAGCUUCUUGCAUCAUAGUGAGUCUAUGUUACGGCGCAUCAGCACGCAGAACUUAGGCAGCAGAAAACUUAGUGAGAUUGUUAUUUUAAUGAACAAAUUAAAAUUUUUGUGCAGUUUCCUGCCUUAUGCCAUCUCAGAAUAGUCUGUGAAACUGUUGUUAAUUGUAGUCUGAACAAUAAAUGGUUAAAUGAUUAACAAGUUUUUGCUGCAACAAAAGCCCUUGUUACAAAUUUUACCAUGCCCUCCCAGCACUGCAUCAUGCUUCAGUUGUGGUGUUUAUAACAUUUGGUGUCCAACCAAAGUGAUGAUUAUAGAUUGAUAUGACUUAACCACUUGAUAAGGAAGUUGCAUCCUACGCAAGAAUACCAUUGUUAUGUUCAAUAUUCAUUAGGCCUACAAUAACAAUACAGUCGAACCCACUUGGUCCCAGAUAUAACGAUUAAUCGGUUAUAGCGACCACAUUUCACUACAUUUACGAUUUUCCGACCCUGCCUAUUAAAACUGCGCCCAGAUAUAACAAACAUUUUACACAGUGGUUUACUGUUACAACAAACACUUCGAAACGGUCAAGGUAAAAAGAGGGCACAGGCAAAGUUCCAAAGCGCGGAAUCGUGGCUGAAGUGGCUGCGUGGCACCACGUGCAGUCUUGGAGGUCACGAUAGCGACACUCAUGUUUAGAGUAUUGUAUUGGUUAAAAAAUAUCUCAUGGCUAUGCUAAAGAAAUGCAAGUGUGAUGUCUCCGAUGAGCUGGAAAACAUGUUCCUGUAGAUUUUGAUGGCCUGUUCGUGCCUUGCUGUACCAAUAUGUGGCAUGUGGAUGAUGCUAAAUUAUGUGGACCGGUAAUAUGGAACUGUGUGAUCGGCGGGCUCAUGCACGAUUGGCAUGUUGCCUUGUCAGCUGUGGGCCAACCAUGCGAAGCCAAAUCAUUUGACAAAAUUCACAUGGACAUCCACAACAUGCCAUUUGAAGUUGCUCUUGCUGAGUAUUUGUCAUUUUGCUACCAGAAUGCAUAUUUUAAUCUGCUGAGUGAACGAAAACUCGUUUUACUGUAACCGAUGUCUCGGAUCUUGGGUUUCAACCAAAUUUCACAUUUGCUUUGUUAUAUCUGUGUUCAUUAUAUCAAGGUUCGACUACAUAUCCUGCUGAUAUCUGCGACGAAUAAUUGACAGUUACGUGAUGUGUCACAACGGAUAGCUAUGUGAAAAUUCUUGAGUGAACUUCCUGUGAUGUUCUUAUAUGAAUGUUAUCUUGUGCUGCAUACAAGCAGAUGGCAGCAUACCAUUACCGUCAUCUGCUUAUCUCGCUAUCUGUUUCCACAGCGUUGUCGCACUUUCUUUGUAAUUGGGCGACUUAGUUUUACAAUGUGAAUGUGCUUCUCUGGUUGUUCUUUCUGUUCCAAAAUAAAGCUGCCUUCAAAUGGGGCAUACUAUA